Molecule: messenger RNA, 1111 nt
Organism: Aethina tumida (small hive beetle)
Lineage: Eukaryota; Metazoa; Arthropoda; Insecta; Coleoptera; Nitidulidae
Product: GTPase Era, mitochondrial
Exons: 6
Coding region: 23-1063 (346 amino acids)
Biological process (GO): ribosomal small subunit assembly
Cellular component (GO): mitochondrial matrix
Molecular function (GO): rRNA binding; ribosomal small subunit binding; GTP binding
Source: RefSeq, a predicted model, not a curated record
CCUUAAAUUUCAACAUUGCAAAAUGUUUUUUAAAAUAUUAACGCAACAUAAUAUUCAGAUAUUACAAUUAACACAAAAACGAUUAUGUACUACAGAAGUUCAACAAUUAGUGAAUUCAACAAUUGUCAAUCCUGAGAGAUUAUUAAAAGUUGCAAUAAUUGGAAAGCCGAAUGCAGGGAAAAGCACUUUUAUUAACCAUUUAAUGGACCGAAAGGUUUGCCCUACAUCAAGAAGGGUUCACACUACUAGACAUAAGUCAUCGGCAAUAUUCACUAGUGAUGAUGCACAGAUUGUCUUUUUGGACACACCUGGAUUAGUUAAUGAUAGGGAACUAAAAAAAUUUAAUUUAGAGAAAUCAUUUACUAAAGAUUGCAAAUCAAGUCUACAAGAAGCUGACAUAAUUGGAGUUAUUCAUGAUGCUUCUGAUGCUUACACAAGAGAAGUCUUGGAUAUUAAAGUUAUCAAAUCAUUAGAAUCACAUAAAAAUACACCCAGUUUUUUGGUAUUAAAUAAGGUUGACCUACUAAAGUCAAAAAGAAAACUUUUAGAUUUAACUAGACUGCUAACUGAAAAUUGUUUAGACGGAAAACCAAAUAGUAAAAUGUCCACAAAAAUUAAAACUGAUAAAAGAGGCUGGCCAUACUUCAAAGACAUAUUUAUGGUUUCAUCAUUGAUGGGAAAUGGAAUAAGAGAAGUUAAAAAUUAUUUAAUAAAUCAGGCAAAACCAAACAAAUGGUUGUUUCCACCUGAAAUGUGGACUAAUGAGGCACCUGAAUCAUUAAUAAUUAAAGCUGUUCAAGCACAGCUUCUCAAUUUUCUACCACAAGAAAUUCCAUAUAUUUUAAAACCCACACUUGAAUUUUAUGAAGUUAAUGAAACUGGUAAAAUUUCUUGUGUUGUUUUGGUAAAAGCUCCAUCAGAGAGGGUAUCAAAAUUAGUGGCGGGGGCAGGUGACGGCAGACUGAGACAAAUUACAGAAAUUGUGCAGAAUGAUUUACAAUUGGCCUUUAAAAAUUAUGUAAGGAUUCAAAUUGUGAUGGAUUAUCCCAACAAAGAAGAUUAAGAUGAUAAGUGUAAAUAUUUAUUUUAAAAAAUACAAAAAUAUAAGCAA